UAUUAGUUCUUUUCUCUAUUCCUUUCGUCAUAUGGCGUUCUAGUGUGUUUCGCGUUCAUCCGCCAUAUUAAAUGAAAUCAAUAAAACAGGACAAAAUGUCGCCCUACUGAAGUGCGUAAAAUAAUCCACUAACAUCCAGUUUUUGUGUGGUUAAAUCAUCAAGAGGAUCACAAUGGAAAAUUCCUACGGUGUGGGGGUUGAUAACAGAUACGCUCUUUUUUUGGACGAUGAGUCCGAUCCUCUUGAUGCGUUAAAAGCGCGAGAGCAGGCUAAGGAGCUCAAAAAGAAGACCAAAGAAGCUGAAAAAGAAAAUAAGGGCAAGCCCGAAGCCAAACCUAAAGGCGGUACAACUGUCAGGAAAGGAAUCAAGGAGACCCAAAAUGUGAAAACGCAGGAUAAUAAGAGCGGUGAUCAACAAAAGAGCAAGGGCCCCGCUCGACCGAACGAUCGCAAUGCGGAACGUCCACCUCCGAGGCGUCGCGAGGACCGGCCGCAGAACGGCGCCGUGGAGACCAAGGAUGGCGCUCCGCGACCCCCGAGGCAGUUCAGCGACCGAAGGCCUAACUUCGAACGGCGCAACUUCAACGAAAACCCGGAGGGUGCCGAACGCCGUGGACCGAGACCUCCGCGCGAACCUCGUGAGCGCGACGGACAGCGCGGGCCGCGUCCGGGCUACGACAACCGAGGAAAGCGCGAGUUCGACAGGAGGUCGGGCUCCGACAAGACCGGCGUGAAGCCGGUCGACAAGCGCGAGGGCGGAGGCCCGCACAACUGGGGCACCAUCAAGGACGACCUCGACGAGCUGAACAAAACCGGCUCCGAGGGCGAAGCGGUCGAGGAGAAGGCGCCGGACGCCGCGGGAGCCGGCGACGGGCAGCAGCCGGAGCCCGAGCGCGCCGCGCCGGCCGAGGAGGAGCCGCGCGAGCUCACGCUGGACGAGUACAAGGCGCUGCGGAACGCGCAGCGCACCGCGCCGCAGUGGAACCUGCGCAAGGCCGGAGAAGGUGAGGACCUCAGCCAGUGGAAGAACCUGGUCAUGCUGGAGAAGAAGAAGGAGGGCGGCGAGGACGACGACACCGACGAGGAGUACGACAUCGCCGACUACCCGCAGCGCGUGGGCCGCCAGAAGCGCGUGCUGGGCAUCGAGUUCACGUUCAACGACAACUCGCGGCGCGGCGGCACCGGCGGACGGGGCCGCGGCCGCGGGCGCGGGCGAGGGCGCGCGCCCCCGCGCGAGGAGGCGCCGGUGGAGGAGCGCGCGGUACCGCGCCAGCAGGUCGCCCCGCCGAAAGUAGAUGACAACAAGGAUUUCCCCUCUCUCGGCUAAACUCAUAGUGAGCGUCGGCUCUUCUCCGUAUGAUAGAAAUACAAAUAAAUAUUGUAUUACCGUUAUUUUUGAACUAAAUAUACAAAAUAUUUACACGAGCGUGUAUUAUAUUACAAAUUAAUUUGUAGGUUAUGACGUUGACCGUCUUUGAAUCUGCAAAUGACGUUGUUGGAUUCGCUUCUAAUAAUUCUCAUACGAGGGUUUUCUUGAUCAUGCUCAUUUGUUGAAUAGCAUGUAACGGAGGGGGAGGAUAUUUUUAAGAGUUUUAUUUUCAAUACACAUAGCUACGACAUAGCAUAUUAUGAAUCUAUCAUAACAGUAGCUUUUAUCAUUGUAAUCACAGCUUUUAACUAUCGAAUAAGAUUUUAAAGUUACAGACUGUGACAUACUAUAAUGAAAUAACUCCGUCACAACUUAGUGUAGAACAUUGUGAAAAAAUAACCCUUGUUGCAUUUUAUAUCAUGAGUUUGUGUUGACAAAUGCAGACUUUGGGAACUGUAAAUAGUUAUAUGUUUAAAAAAUAAGGUCUUAACAAGGUUGAUUUUU
Ostrinia furnacalis (Asian corn borer) is the source of this 1873-nucleotide messenger RNA. RefSeq names its product plasminogen activator inhibitor 1 RNA-binding protein-like (gene VIG). The coding region runs from base 173 to 1327 and encodes 384 amino acids. Gene Ontology annotation, cellular component: nucleus; cytoplasm. Lineage: Eukaryota; Metazoa; Arthropoda; Insecta; Lepidoptera; Crambidae. Gene Ontology annotation, molecular function: RNA binding. The record is from RefSeq and is a predicted model, not a curated record. The transcript has a single exon.